CAAAGGUUUUCCUCAUUCUCCACUAUUUUUUAGUAAGUUUGCAACAAUGUCACAAAAAUUCUUCUUGUUCUUUGACUUCCAGGAUGGACCUCAGGCUGGACAGACAGUUCCUCAUGUGCACAUCCACAUCAUCCCCAGGAAAAGUGGUGAUUUUGAGAAAAAUGAUGAAAUUUAUGAUGCGAUUGAUGUGAAGGAGAAGCAGCUGAAGGAGAAGCUGGAUCUCGACAUUGAUAGGAAAGAUAGAACAUUUGAAGAAAUGUCUCGUGAGGCUGAUGAAUAUCGACUGCUUUUCUCAUAAUGAUUUUCCAUAUUAUUGGUUAGGAGUAUCAUUUCCUUCAACGUCUAACCCUGGAAAGCUAAUUUAUAGCCGCUGAUUCUUCCUAUUAUCUGGUUAACUCUGCACAAGAAUCUAUAGCUGUUCCAAUCAUCUUUAAAUGAUAGUUUAGUGACUUGAGAAGACCUUAUUACAACUUUAUUUUUUUAAUCUUUGUUAUAUAUUAGUAAGGCUGAGAGCUUGUUGUGUUGAUCCAAUUUUAAGUUAAUUUACUUGUGGUUGCUGUAGUAUCUCUAUUUCACUUAGAACUAUACACUGUCUUCAACAAUAAAAAAUUUUAUUUCUUGUGUUAUCAUUCAA
Dendrobium catenatum is the source of this 634-nucleotide messenger RNA. Its product is annotated as bifunctional bis(5'-adenosyl)-triphosphatase/adenylylsulfatase FHIT-like. The record is from RefSeq and is a predicted model, not a curated record. Bases 47 to 298 code for a protein of 83 amino acids. Gene Ontology annotation, molecular function: catalytic activity. NCBI's taxonomy places the organism in Eukaryota, Viridiplantae, Streptophyta, Magnoliopsida, Asparagales, Orchidaceae. The transcript is spliced from 2 exons.